Messenger RNA from Ascochyta rabiei, 3759 nucleotides. RefSeq names its product RNA helicase. Gene Ontology annotation, biological process: spliceosomal complex disassembly. NCBI's taxonomy places the organism in Eukaryota, Fungi, Ascomycota, Dothideomycetes, Pleosporales, Didymellaceae. The coding region runs from base 1 to 3759 and encodes 1252 amino acids. The record is from RefSeq and is a predicted model, not a curated record. The transcript has 2 exons. Gene Ontology annotation, cellular component: intracellular anatomical structure; catalytic step 2 spliceosome. Gene Ontology annotation, molecular function: RNA binding; ATP binding.
AUGGCGCAGGCGCAGGUCGCACCUCGCAUCUCUCCCAAAACUUUCCGCGCGCCCAACGUCACGUCCAACGUCACGUCCAACGUCGCGCCCAACGGGGCCAUCGCAGCCAUGGACGACCUCGCCAAUCUCGAGUUCCUGUCGCUCGUGUCCAAGGUCACGUCGGAGAUCCAGAACCAUCUGGGCGUGUCCGACAAGACGCUCGCCGAGUUCGUCAUCGACCAGCAUGCCAGCGCAAAGGGUGUCGCCGACUUCAAGGAGCAGCUCGAGGCCAUGGGCGCCGAGUUUCCGCAGAGUCUGGUCGAGAGCAUCGACCGCCUGAUCCUGACGCUGCACCCCAAAUACAAAGCCAAGGCUGCGAAUGGAGCCAAGGCAGACGACGACGACGACGACGGCAACCGCGACCGCAAGACGCGUGUGUUCAAGGGCCUCGCUAUUGCAGACAGAGAGGUCGACUUCAGCGACACCGAUGAGCAGCCUACAAACAAUGCGCCCGAGGCAGACGCCCUGGACGACACGUUCGCCAUGCUGGAGGGCCUGGCGGGCAAGGGCGUGGGUGCCGCGAAGCCCAAGGAACGCUCGCGCAAACGCAGUAUGAGCCCCUACGACAGUGGCGGUGACGAUGACGACAGAGGCAGCAAGCGGCACAGGCGCAGGGACAGGUCGCAGUCGCGAUCGCGCAGUCGUGGGCGGCGCCAGCACGAGCGUGAGGAGCUGGUCUUCGAGGACGAGUUCGGCCGCACGCGCACCGUCAAGCGCCACGACAAGCAACGGAGCCGCAAGAAGUACAGAGACGAAGACCUCGACGAGUUCCGCCGCCCACCAACGCCCGAGCUCGACGACGAGCCUGUGCUGUUCAAGAUUUAUAACGGCAAGGUCACAGGCGUCAAGGACUUUGGCGCAUUCGUCAACCUGCAGGGCGUCAAGGGCAAGGUCGACGGGCUGGUGCACGUUUCGCAGAUACAGGAAGGUGGGCGUGUCAACCACCCGUCUGAUCUUCUGUCGAGGUGGCAGGAAGUCAAGGUCAAGGUCAUCAAGAUGGAGAACGGCAGGUUGUCUUUGUCCAUGAAAGAGGUUGAUCAACAGUCAGGACGAGAUCUUGCACCUUCGAGGCGAAUCGAGUCCUUUGGUUCAGGCGCAAACUCUCAAGCGCUGGGAGGCAUACCCGGCCUGAUGGACGGCAGCGUGCCCGUCGUUGAGGACGGCUUCAACAGUCGAAAGAAUGGCAUGCGAAAGCGCAUGACUUCACCCGAAAGAUGGGAGAUCAAACAGCUCAUCGCCUCCGGUGUCAUUCCCAAGUCAGACUACCCAGAUAUCGAUGAAGACUUCAAUGCACACAUUGCCGGCGAAGGGGGCUUUGAAGAGGAGGAAGAUGUCGAUAUCGAAGUGCGCGAAGAAGAACCGCCCUUCCUCGCUGGUCAGACCAAGCAAUCUCUCGAACUGUCGCCCAUUCGAAUCAUCAAAGCACCUGACGGCUCGCUCAACCGUGCAGCCAUGUCAGGAGACACAUUAGCGAAGGAGCGAAGAGAUCUGCGGCAACAAGAAGCUCAAGAGAAAGCCGCCAAAGAAGCCGCAAAUGUGGAUCUCAGCAGUCAGUGGAACGACCCAAUGGCUCAGCAACGCCAGUUCGCCAGCGAUCUGCGCAACACGCGAAGAGACCAGCCUACCGAAGCCAUGCCCGAGUGGAAGAAGAUCUCGACCAACAGCAAGGACGCCUCUUUUGGCAAACGCACCAACAUGAGCAUCAAGGAGCAACGAGAAUCGCUCCCCGUAUACAAAUUCAGGAAGCAGCUGCUCGAGGCCAUUGCAGCCCAUCAGAUCUUGAUUGUGGUCGGCGACACUGGAUCUGGCAAAACCACACAGAUGACCCAGUACCUAGCCGAAGCAGGAUACGGCAACGAGCUCAUCAUUGGCUGUACACAACCCCGACGUGUUGCAGCAAUGAGCGUUGCAAAGCGUGUCGCUGAGGAAGUUGGGUGCAAGCUCGGCAAUGAAGUGGGCUACACAAUUCGAUUCGAGGACAACACAUCGCCGGACACCCGUAUCAAGUACAUGACAGACGGCAUCUUGCAGCGAGAAAUCUUGCUAGAUCCAAUGUUGAACAAGUACAGCUGCAUCAUGCUCGACGAGGCUCACGAGCGUACCAUUGCUACUGACGUUCUUUUUGGACUCUUGAAGAAGACUCUCAAACGACGGCCGGACAUGAAACUCAUUGUCACUAGCGCUACACUCGAUGCCGACAAAUUUUCCGAAUACUUCUACAAGUGCCCUAUUUUCUCGAUCCCUGGACGAACCUUCCCUGUAGAAGUCAUGUACAGCCGAGAGCCGGAGUCGGACUACCUGGACGCCGCACUUGUAACAGUCAUGCAGAUCCACUUGACAGAACCCGCAGGUGAUAUAUUGCUGUUUUUAACGGGUAAAGAAGAGAUUGACUCGUCUUGCGAGGUCUUGUCAGAGCGAAUGAAGGCUCUUGGGCCGAACGUGCCUGAGCUUAUGAUUCUACCCAUCUACGGAGCUUUACCUUCAGAAGUCGCGUCACGUAUCUUCGAACCUGCGCCCAACGGCACUCGUAAGGUUGUCAUCGCGACCAACAUCGCUGAGACCAGUUUGACUAUCGAUGGUAUCUACUACGUCGUCGACCCUGGUUUCGUGAAGCAAAGUUCCUACGACGGCAAACUUGGCAUGGACCGACUGCAGAUCACACCCAUCUCGCAAGCCCAGGCCCGCCAAAGAAGUGGAAGAGCCGGAAGAACAGGUCCAGGAAAGUGUUUCCGUCUGUACACUGAGGCCGCCUUCCAGAACGAAAUGCUACCCACAACCAUCCCUGAGAUCCAGCGACAGAACUUGUCCAAUACUAUCCUCAUGCUCAAAGCCAUGGGUAUCAACGAUCUCCUCCACUUCGACUUUAUGGACCCACCUCCCACGAACACCAUGCUUACGGCACUCGAAGAACUCUACCAACUUGGCUCUCUUGAUGACGAAGGUCUUCUCACACGACUCGGCCGUCAGAUGGCCGAUUUCCCCAUGGACCCAACCCUUUCCAAGUCUCUGAUCAAGUCCGUCGACCUGCAGUGCUCAGACGAAGUUCUUACCAUCGUCGCCAUGAUCAGUGCCACACAAUCUGUCUUCCACCGCCCGCGCGAUAAACAGCAGCAAGCCGACCAAAAGAAGCAGAAAUUCAACGACCCCUCCGGCGAUCACAUCACGCUGCUCAACGUGUACAACGGCUGGAAACAAGGCGGCUUCAGUACUCCCUGGUGCCACGAAAACUUUGUCGUUCCGCGAAACAUGCAGCGCGUUAAGGACGUAAGAAACCAGUUGUUGCAGAUCAUGGCGCGCCACAAGCACUCGGUCGUGUCGUGUGGCCGCAACACAAUCAAAGUACGGCAGGCGCUCUGCAGCGGCUUCUUCAGAAACAGCGCACGCAAAGACCCCGCCGAGGGCUACAAAACACUCGUUGAAGGUACACCAGUGUAUCUCCAUCCGAGCUCCAGCCUCUUUGGCAAGCCAAGCGAGCACGUCGUAUACCACAGUUUGGUCGAGACCACCAAGGAAUACAUGCACGUUUGCAGCGCGAUCGAACCCAAGUGGCUGGUCGAGGCGGCGCCGACCUUCUUCAAGGUUGCACCGACGGACAGACUGAGUAAGAGGAAGAAGGCGGAGAGGAUCCAGCCGCUGCACAACAAGUUCCAGGGCGAAGACGACUGGAGACUGAGCGCACAGAGGAAGGCUGGCAGAGGUGGCGGAGGCACGUGGGGUUAG